This is a messenger RNA of Drosophila teissieri, 3840 nucleotides long. RefSeq names its product RNA-binding protein MEX3B. Gene Ontology annotation, molecular function: RNA binding. The record is from RefSeq and is a predicted model, not a curated record. Bases 515 to 2617 code for a protein of 700 amino acids. The transcript is spliced from 3 exons. Lineage: Eukaryota; Metazoa; Arthropoda; Insecta; Diptera; Drosophilidae.
UAAUAAAAAAUAGUUGCUCUGUCCUGCCAAUGUAUAUUCCGUCAGAACAGUUCUUUUGGAGAAUCGCUUUCCUUUUGCUAAUUAGCUUUAGUAACUCUACAUAUUACCAUCUUUCCAUACACAAGGCGUGUCGAAAUACUGUCGGAAUGUGUACCUGGGGAUACAAGUUUUCUAGUGUACACACGUAAAUUUUUGGCCACUCUGCAGGUGUUUAUAUCAGUGUUAUUCGUAUCAAAAUAUAUCGUGAAUUUGUAAAGAGUUCAUCACAUGUGUUGUUAGUGGACUGCAAUUAGGCAAUAAGCUGUUACAUUAAAUUUAAGGAUUGGCGCCUACAUAUGUAUAUGAACUCGUUCGAUGUUGUGUGUUUCAGAUAGGGUGUGAGAAGAAAAGAAGUUACAAGGGAAAAUCCAGCAAGGGGAGAACUUCAAAUGUUUUGGUACUAACAUUCAACUUGGGUCUUGCCAAAUGUGGCCGAACGAGAGUCUUUUAGCUUAAAGCUGGGUAAUACCUUGACAUGUCUACAGCACACAUAACCAAUGAAUUAAGUAGAUUCAACAGAGUGAGUUCAAGUUCUCCAUCGAGUUCCAUCUCAUCCGUCAACUUGUCAUCUGCUUCCGUGUCACCAAGCUUCUCCUCAUUGCGAGAUAGUGCUGUUGCACCGGUUUUAAUUUCGCUUCAAAAAGGGUACAAGAGUCCAACUGCUAUGUCUGCUCAGGUCACAUCGAAGAUCCCUACUAACAUUAAUUUGAAAGGAUCUAUCCAGAAAACAAACCCAGCACACCAUCACGAUAUGUCUGAACAAUCCAAAGUCAAUGAAUCAACGCUACCACUGUCCGAAGAUCCGAGGACAUUGCAAUUGGCGUUGGAACUAUCAUUGGUUGGAUUUAACGACAAUCAAAAUUGCUAUGCGCAACCUGCUCAACCGCUACCAAUGCCCUUAAGUGCACAAAAUGACUUUGAAAUUGGGACCAUGAACAACAUGCACACAUUUUCUAAAGUAGACAGCACGCUACCAAUUUCAUCGGCACCGAACUGCCUUCUAUUACCGACUGCCGGCACCGCCAGUUCAGAAGAUCGAUCCAAAAAGUCGCAAAAUAUGACCGAAUGUGUUCCAGUCCCCAGUUCUGAACAUGUAGCAGAAAUAGUGGGCAGACAGGGGUGCAAAAUCAAAGCUUUGAGAGCCAAAACCAACACUUACAUUAAGACGCCAGUUCGAGGGGAGGAACCUGUGUUCGUGGUGACUGGUCGAAAGGAAGAUGUAAACAAGGCUAAACGAGAAAUUCUUUCCGCUGCUGAUCACUUUAGCUUAAUACGCGCAUCACGUAAGCCUAUAACCGACGGUCACAACAACGGAAUUGUAGGAAGUGCGAGUAGCUCUAGUGGUGGUGCAGUUCCUCGCAUGUCAGGUCCCCCUUGUAUGCCUGGUCAGGUAACCAUUCAGGUACGUGUACCUUAUCGGGUAGUGGGACUCGUUGUUGGACCAAAAGGCGCUACAAUCAAACAUAUUCAACAAGAGACGCAAACUUACAUUGUGACACCAUCGCGAGAAAAGGAACCAAUUUUUGAAGUUACUGGCUUGCCAGACAACGUUGAUACUGCACGAAAGCAAAUAGAAGCUCAUAUUGCUCUUCGAACUGGAAGUGGAUCUGGAAAUGCUGAUGCUAUUACUAUGCAAAUUAGUAAUUCGGUUGAGGCUAAUGAAUACGCGUCACUGCCUUCAUUAACGCAAAUUCUAAAUGAUGAUUUGAAUUCGGAAAUUUUAUCGUCCAUAUACAAAAAUGCCCAUGCGUCUACUCAAGAGUAUGCAAAUAAUUCAAUGAAGACGAUUGGAAACGUAAGCAAUUCAGUGCAGCACGUGCAAGGUCAGCAUACUGGUAACUGUUUUCAAAAAUCUGAGUUUGCUGAUAUGGAAAUAGCAGCAAAUAUAACGGCAACAGAUAUAUAUGACAAACGUCUUCCUGGAAAUGAAGUUUCUAUGCCUUUGGCCAAAGCUAAUGUUGCUAAUAUUGUUUUUCGCACUACGUCUAGUAAAACAUUGUCUUUCUGUACUCCCACAUCUACAUCGGCAUCGUUUCAUCCCAACUGUAAUGCCAAUAUUUUAACAAGAUCUUGUUCAUCUGCUUCUUCUACAACUUCAACAAAAAGUACCAACAAUAGCGCAAAUACACCUCCAGAAAUAUUGAAUAUAUGGAAAAGUAUUAGUGAUUCAAUUGACGUUGACGAGGGUAUAGGGGACUCUCCCAGUAUUUGGAACCAACCAGCAAAUAUCAUACCCACAGCUCACUGCUCGCCCACAAUCUCAAUUAGUCCUACCGACUCUCUUUUAGGUAUGGGUGAACAUUCUGCAAAUCAACAAAAUCAUAACCACAUUAAAGAUCCCACUAUUUGUAAUAUCCCACAAAAGAUAAAAACCAUUCAAGUGCAAUCCAACGCAGAAAAAAUUUUAAUUCAUCGUGAAUGCUUUGUAUGUAAUGAAAAUAAUGUUACCACUGCUUUGGUUCCAUGUGGUCACAAUAUGUUUUGUAUGGAAUGUGCUAAUCACAUCUGUCUUUCUAUGGAUGCUGUUUGUCCGGUUUGUAAUUCUAUUGUUUAUCAUGCAAUGCGAAUUUUAGGAUAAUUUGAGUUUUUUUUAAGUAUUUAAUAUUAGUUUGUUUUUUAGUUAAUCGGUUAUACAUCUAGUCGUGGCUUCCGUGAAGUCUAUUAACAUUAGUUGAACUUUCAGGGAUUAUAGGGAUUCCUUCAUUUCAAAUUUAGUUAUGUCAGGGGUCUGAAACACAGAUUUAAAUUAUACAUUUUUUUUAAAACAUGAUGAACGUCUUCUAUUUUUAUUUAAACUUAAAAUUGACAAUAUUUAUUUUUUCAAAAGUGUUUCAGCCAGGUGUUUUGAAAAUUAAGCGUUUGGCGAAAAGGUAGUACCCUUCUGAAACCUAGCUUCAGGCCAAACUAACUAUCCAAUAUAUAAGCAAAUGAACUUCAAAUUAGUUUUCUCUGUAACUCGUAAGAGGUUAAGGGAAGCCUUUCCGAACCUAUAAUUUGUAUAUAUUGUUGAUCGCAAUCACUAGGUGAUUCAAUCUGGAUAUGCCCGUCUGUCUGUAAAAAAAUAUUAGGUAUGAUUCUUCUAAGGCUCUGAAUUUGUGAAAGUUUUAUUUUAUAACGCUGAUUUGAAUGUUUAUUUGUCUUUCCGAUUGUGUCGCAAGGAACUCGACAAUAGCCAUUCUCUUUUGCAUAUUUAAACGAAAUGUGGUAUUGGCUUUUGUUUGUUUUCUAACAAAUCUGUAGGAGCUCCGCAGUAGUUCUCCUUUUAAACCGUGUUCAAACCUUUAAGCACUUACAUUAAAUGGCUUUCAGGAUUUAAUUUUUAACAGAGAGAAUAACAUUAUACAUAAAGUAUAACAUUUAAUGUUCAAGCUUGUAAUGUAUUGAAGGAAACAUUUGCAAUCAACAUCAAAGGCCGACCUAGCCUCGGCAUGUCCGUCUGUGUGUUAAUACGCAAAGAUUCUCAAGAUUUCCUGAAGUAUACAAAUUGAAACGGCACACUUCAGAUGUUAAUUGUGUAAGUAAUAAAUUGAUGUGUAAUUGAAGCAGCUCCAAAAAAAUUUGAAAGUGAGCUAAUGAAAAAGUUGUUGAUAUAUCCCGUUACUAGUCGAGUGAAUGGUAUACGAGGAUCGUUGAGAAGUAUUUAACAGGUAGAUAGAAGCCUUUUUGAAAGUAGAUAUUGAUUUAUAAUAAGUUUAGAUUUUAAGUAGUUUGUCCGUCCGUAUGAACGUCGAGAUCUCAGGAACUAUAAAGGCUAGAAAGUUGAGAUUCAGCAUGCAGACUCCAGAGACAUAGAAGCAGCGC